ACCCUGGAACGGCACAGGGGGGGCUGUGGCUGCAGCCAGCCGUGGGAGUGGGAAGCCUGAUGAGGAUGGGCUCCGCCGGCAAGCGCUCCCGCAUCCCACAGCUCCCACGGUGCUGCUGUGGAGAGCGCUGAGAGCGGGAGGCCAGCAGGAAUAAAAGGCAGCAGGGCCCCCUCCGUGCCUCACCGCCCACAGGCAGAGUCCCAGGAGCCAGGCAGAGCUCUGGGGUCCCAUCGGAGAGGGCUCUCCCAGCUGGCUCCCACCGAAGGCUGGAUUUGCUGCUCCUCUGCCCCGUCUUCCACACACGCAGGUGAACGGAUUUGGCACCCACUGCACUCUCAGGCACCCCAGAAAGCUCACCACCACCAUGGCUGCUGGCCUGGAGAAAGCCUGCCACCGGUGCAUAUCUAAAAUUGCCAGCAAUGCAUGCUUUAUAUUUGGGCUCCUCGCUUUCCUUGCCUUACCACUGUCCAUGACUUUUAUAGGAAUGAAGUUUUUGGAAGACUGCCCAGUUCAGCCACUGAUUCCCUUGUAUCUGUUGGUGGGUGGUGUGAUUGGCAGCUUAAAGGUGACUCUCCUGCUGUACGACUCAACCAGGAUGAGGCAGCUGCUUUCCAAGUCUGUUGUGAUUGAUGAUGAUGAUGAUGACGAGUAUCCCUGGAGGCAGAAUGCUCACAAGUACUACGUCCAUCUAACCCUCAGCCUUUUCCUCUUUCUCUGGUUCAUUCUUGGGAACUACUGGGUUUUUUCUGUGUAUCGGCCAAAUUUCAUCCCGCCUUUUCAUCAGCCUCAGGAUUACUGUGACAAAACCCUGUACAUUUUUGCUGUUGGUGUUCUCAUUAUUAGCCAUACUGUUCUGUUUCUCCUUAUUUUCUGUAGCUGCUGCAUAUACUGUUUUUCCAGGCAAAGAUUCUCUUCUGAGGAAGACUAAAUGCUACAUAAAUAAAUCUCCAUGUUUGGGAAAGCGUGUACAACAAAGAACAGGCAAUAAUUCACCCUUGUGUACAUCUUUGUUGUAUGAUAUAUAUGUGUGAUAGCAGUCAACUUCAAGGGGGAAUUAAAAAAAUACAGUGCCAUCUGGAAAUAGCUAUGCUGAAAUACAGCAUAGUCUAUGCAAAAAUGCUGCUGCAGGUGCCAGGGUGUACUCCUGCUAACUUUUACAUCCCAUUUUGAAUUCUGGAUGUUUUACCAGGAGAGAGCUCUUGCAGAUGGCAAAUCCCUCUAAAACCAGGUCCCCCUUAUGCUGUAUAUAGCACAGUACAUCUUUGCCUAUAAAAGUAGCCAUGUUGUUCUCUUCACUGGGAUCUGAACAUCUCCACACAGUCUUGCUGAAGUUUGCUAUUGUCCCUGAGGGAGCUGAGACAAAGGGUUGUACUCAGGCCACUUUGCAAAGCACAUGGACUCUGCGGACUCUGGCAGUAACUGAGAUGCUCACUGGAGAGCUAUUCAGCCCCCUGUCAGACUGGCCAGUAAGCAGCUGUGAUAGCAAUAGGAGCUUGUAUAAAAUGCAGCCUGAAUAUGGCCCUCAGGUCUCUUCUGAAGUUGGACUAGGAAGUAUCUAUAUCUAACUUUGGGGCUAAAGCAGACAGUAUGAAUACAUCCAUAUACGUCCAAUAUGUCCAAAGUGAGCCAAGUCUGCUUUGCAAGUCUUUGGCAGAACAAAGAACUGAGCUACUGAGUGUCAGACUGGUGCUUCAACAGGGCUCAGCAUUUCCCAGUCAGGGGAUACACUUUCUAUAGCAGUAAUUUGUC
Messenger RNA from Zonotrichia albicollis (white-throated sparrow), 1749 nucleotides. RefSeq names its product transmembrane protein 272 (gene TMEM272). Lineage: Eukaryota; Metazoa; Chordata; Aves; Passeriformes; Passerellidae. The record is from RefSeq and is a predicted model, not a curated record.